AUGGUGUACGGCAUCGAACUACAGUCUGGAAUAUUCUCCUGUGACCGACUUUUCAACCUAAUGUGCAUGUAUGGGCAUGUGGUGGCUAUAAAGCUUGUCACGCGGAUCAAAGACGCAGCAAUUGUGGAAUUUGCACAUUCUAGUUCGGUUAACAUCGCGAUGAAUAUGCUACAGAACGUGGUCCUAUUUGGUUGCACGCUUUCAUUUGAUUAUGGACGGAAUGAUGCCAUAAGAAUGACCACUGACCGAUUUCCGAAUGGAAUGCCUAUGUGCGAACUGUAUACGAAUUGCCCACUGCAGCGAUUUAGCCGAUAUCAAGCAGCCGAAAGUUCUGCAAAAAUUCGCAUCGCUCCACCUUCUUCGAUGCUGUAUUGGUGGGAUGCUCCAACUUACACCACAAGGGAAAUGAUAUACAUGAUGUUCGUCUCGGUUGGGGCAGCCUACCCGUGUAAUAUCUACCCAUUCAAGCCGGGCCCUUCAUCAUCGGUUGGCAUAGUCGAGUUUCCGACUUCGCGACAGGCGGCUGAGGCAUUAAUGCUUGUCAAUCACUUUCCUAUAUUGUUACCCGGAUUUAGAGUAAGUGGUGACUCUUUUUUUAUAUUUAUGUAAAU
This is a messenger RNA of Cylicostephanus goldi, 611 nucleotides long. Lineage: Eukaryota; Metazoa; Nematoda; Chromadorea; Rhabditida; Strongylidae. The record is from the annotation of a GenBank genome assembly.